Messenger RNA from Staurois parvus, 328 nucleotides. The record is from the annotation of a GenBank genome assembly. Lineage: Eukaryota; Metazoa; Chordata; Amphibia; Anura; Ranidae.
AAUUCUGCAAGUGGUUCUGAUUUACUAUCGCUGUUCUCUAGCUGGUCUAAAACCGAUUUUGACCUAAAGGGACGUUUUUUGGACGCCAUGGACGUUUCUCAGUUUCAAGGCAGAGAGAACAGUAAAAAUGCAGGCAGGGCACAGGACAAAGCACUAGGGACACAAUGUAUGUGAAAUGCUUUGAUACAUGAAUGUCAUUUUUUAACAUUUUUAAAUUUCCUGCCAGUUCCGUCCCCCGUACGUCCCGAUGCUCGCAGGGACUGAAACCCGGAAGACGGAUGCCGUCAUCGGCCGGAGGAGAUGGCCGGGGACGCCGCAGGGGGGACAU